AUGGGUGGCAUUACUCAAGGUCGCAGACCCCCAGCUGAAACGCUUUUAACCUUGAGGAAAGUGGCCAAGUUUCCAGAGUUUCUUAACAAGAGCUCUCAGAUUACAGACACUCAGCCAAAGCCAGAAACAUUUAAUAUUGGCUUGGAACAGUUUCAGUGGGAGCCCUUUCCACUUUACCGCAGAGAGGUCUACGCGAUCGAUCGCAGGAUUCCUCAAAACGUAGAGGACCCAACUACCAGUAUAGCAGAACGAGAAAUUAAUGACGAUGAGCGAUCCAAUACCAUUUCUCCCGUUCCUGAGCAGACGCCCCUCGUAGCCAAUGAGCACACCCCUAAAGGAUCAAAAACGGGGCGUGGCAAGGGACAUUCCUCUAAGGAUUGUGGGAAGAAGAUUAAAAACUCUCCAAGCACUCGCCGUCAGAACUCACCCAGGACUUUCGCACCAGCAGCCGGGCAGCAGCAGUUAGGCUUGCGAGAGCUUUGGGAAAAGACUUCUACACAGAGCCAGCAGAAAAGCACGAGAGAAAGUGAAAAGGCUUCCAAUAAGGACACCCUGGCACAAAAAAGGACCACAUCACUAUUACCUUCCCAAGGAAGUCCUGCUCAUUCCAGCGUCAGUGGCCUUCAGCAGAAGCCAGCGUGCCGGAAUGAAGACAUCUCGAUGCUUGACUGCUGUCCCAUGUGUCAGUCCCACUUCACUGGAACGUUGUCACAACUGGACCGUGACAGUCAUCUUGCUAAAUGCUUGUCUGAGAGUACGGAAGAUGUGAUUUGGUAACUUAACAAGAAUCAAGAAGUCAUCUGAGAAACAGGCAGUGUUGACAGAGAAAUUUAGGGAGUCUCACACCUGAUUACUGUGCUUAACAAGAAAAGCAGAAGUUCAAGGGGACACUUAAUUCAUCUUCCAUUAUGCUGUAAACUCUGUUUGCAUCCAGAUCUUGCAGUGGGACUACUUGGGGAGUAUCAGUGGGAGAAUCAAAGGAAUCUGCAUGCACAUCUGGUUACACUAUGGCUUUGCACACAAACGAGUAUUAUUGAAGAAUGUGUUUCAUAG
Molecule: messenger RNA, 1053 nt
Organism: Gekko japonicus
Lineage: Eukaryota; Metazoa; Chordata; Lepidosauria; Squamata; Gekkonidae
Gene: FAAP20
Product: Fanconi anemia core complex associated protein 20
Exons: 3
Coding region: 1-777 (258 amino acids)
Molecular function (GO): ubiquitin binding
Source: RefSeq, a predicted model, not a curated record